Diorhabda carinulata is the source of this 1281-nucleotide messenger RNA. RefSeq lists its product as uncharacterized. The coding region runs from base 181 to 633 and encodes 150 amino acids. The transcript has 3 exons. Lineage: Eukaryota; Metazoa; Arthropoda; Insecta; Coleoptera; Chrysomelidae. The record is from RefSeq and is a predicted model, not a curated record.
GUUGUGUAAGUACCCAUACGUUUAUGCAUGUUAGAUGAAUGUUUGGUUUUUUUAUACUGAGUUUUCCUUACUGCAAAGAUUAAAAUCGAGCUGUACCAGAUGAAACUAAAAAACAGGUUGCUAUUUUACAAUGUACAAUAAUUACAUGUGUGUUACAGGUCGCAAAUAUGGCAGGAAGCUAUGAGAAUGAAAUAUAGACCACUAUGUGGCCAUGUUAGAAUCUGCAAUGAGCAUUUCACAAAAGAUAGAUUUGUGCCGUGUACCUCAGUUUUACGUUUGAAAGCUGAUGCAGUGCCCACAAUUCUGGAAGUCCAGAAGGACCAUGUUAUGAAGGGACUGGACCAGAUAGCAAAUAAAAAAGUAAACAUUAUAUCCCAAUAUAUAAUAAAGCCAGAACCACAGACUCUUUUGGAUACCAAAUCAUUAAGUAAUGCAAACAGUGAAGUUACUGAACAUGAGGAAACAAAUUCCUCGCAGUCACCAUCCCAACGGGCUGUCACACCAAUUUCAAGUACAGUUAGAUGUAGAAGGACUCUUUUUAAGGACGUUGAAGGCUUGUGUUCAACACAGAUAACACCAAGAAAGCAAAAGUUGAUGGUUAUUGUGAAGAGGAAGCAGGGUCGCUUGCGAUAGAUGCAGUUACAUCUUGAGCUCAGAUGACACUGAGCCAUGUAAUCAAUUUAUUUCCAGUAAGGAAUUCUCAAAUUCUAAGAAUAAAUUGUUUUAUCGUUCUAAACAGUUUGUUAUUGCGGUUGGUAUUGGUAUUACAGUUUUAGAGAAUAAGCUACCGAUUAUUUGUGAAAAGAAUAACCUACAAGAUGUAGCAACAAAUUUGCUUAACCAAGAAAUUGAUUUCUCAUUUAUUACUUGUGAGGAACAUUUUUAUUUUUUGAAAGAUUUUUUACUUAAAAGUAUAUGUAGAAUCGGAAUCCCAUGGUACUGUACAAGACUUGUCCGAAAUUUAAGAUCUGAAGCCAGCCAGCAAAUGUCAGCACGCACAAAAAGAAAAAUUUUGCAUAAAUAAUAUCAAUACCAUUAAAUGUCUACUUCUUGGACAAUUCAUACACCUACAGUACCAUCAAAUUCUGAUUCAUUGGGUCCACAUUUACAAACAACUUUGUCCUCUUGCAUAACGUUUUGUUUCAGUUUUCUUGGAAUCCCUAUGAUCUAAUGUUACUAGUUCUCAUUCAGUCUGUGUUUGUUAUGAAAAGAUGUGGCAUAGCAUUAUUAUUAUUGUGAAUCUUUGUUGUACUUAUGAAAAUACAAUUUGACAAAGCUCAA